GAGGAAGGAAUCCAAAAUUAGGAGACGUGGAUAAGGCCACGUGGAGGAGAUGACCAAAGAGAGGCAUGGUUCUGGCCAUAAUCUACAUUGGGAGAUGUGAUUAUGGAUUCUAUCUCACUCUAAUAUUAUUUUUUAUUAUAUGCUUGUUAAAUUCCAUUCACAUUUAAUGAUGAUGUGUGUAUAUAUAAAUGCAACUCUCACAAUAUACAAACACACACACAUCGUAUUGUACAUUUAUAAUUAUAUUACACAUUUAUUGUAAGAGAUCAAAGUGAUUGACAUGGCGACUUCCACCUUCUCGUCUCGUGGUGCCCAAACGAUGAACACCAUGUUCGUCAAACCAUUGCUUAGGAAAUCUAUUCACAAGAAGAGCGCGUCACACGACAUAGUGAGGGAGACGGUGAAGAUUGAUGGUGCCAGCGUCCAAGAGGCUGAGAUGAAGACGAUGAGAGGUUUCUCCGUCGCCAGAGAGAUUUCGUCGUCGUCAGAAAGUAGUUGGGUCCCACAUGAAGUCACGGGAAUCUACUAUCCAAAGGGACAAGAGAAGGUGAUGCAAGAUGUGCCUCCUCCGGCUCGUAGCCACGCGGAGGAACUCGUUAACUGGUUCUCUUGAGUCUUGAUCCAACACUCUCCUAUCAUCUCGAUCUCAUCGUGAUUGCAAUAUUGUUCUCUUUGUCUAUGUCUAAUUAUUGUUGUACAAGGAGGAAAAUCUUACUUUUCUGUACCGUAUGUGUGUGUGUAAUUAUAAGUGGAUACGAAUGUAAUCAUGUAUGGUCAUAUAAUCAAUGAUAAUGAAUAAUGAUAAUGGUAAAAAUUAAAUGAGUUAAUUAAGUACCAAUGCAUGCAGUAAAUAACUGCUGCUUUAUGCAUGCUUUCAUUAAUUUGUUUGCUGAUCACCCUUCUAGGGACUAAGUAACGCUUUGUUUAGUGUCAAGCCUUAUCCGAACAAAAUUAAUUUUCUGGUUACAAUUGGAACUACAAGUAGUUAACAAAGAGACUAAGAUUGAAGUUGAACGUGUGACCAAAACUAGUCAUUGUCUUAGAGAACACAUGAUUAAUUAGCUACUACUAUCAGACAAGAAACAAGAAUGUUAUUUCUUUCUUUCAAAAAGACAUGACUUCAGAAAAUAAUAGAAAAGGACAUGACUUUAGACAAGACCACUGCAUGACUAAUGCAGUUGGCUUUGAGCAAAUGGCUCUUCUUCUUUAACAUCCUAACUUGGGUUGAAAUGAAAGUCAAAAAAGCCUGAUUCUUUUUCCAAGGUAACUUUAACUGUGUUGAGAUUUGGAUAGUUUAAAGGCCCUUGCAAGCAUAUCUUUAUGUUGAAUAUGACUUGCAUGGAUUGAACUUUCAAAUUCACAUCACCUCUUAUUAACAAUCAAAAGUUAUGUGUAAUUAAUAAAAAACAUAUUAAAACUAAAAGAAAAAAGCAAAAUAACUGGAAAAAGAAUGACAUCGACGUUAUGUUAACGCUGGCAACAAAAUCUUAAACUCUUACUAUCGGCAUUAACGUCGGCGUGGUUCCUUUUUCAGCUAUUUUGCCUUUUUAUAAUUUAAUAUUUUUAUUAAUUUUACAUGGCAUUUUGAUUAGUGAUAAAAUGUGAGGUGAAUUUGAAAAUUCAACACAUGGAAUGAACACAAAUAUUUUUCAUUAGAGAAGCCCUAGCAUCUCAUGAUUAUCAAGGGAGGAAAGUCUCAUGACGAACAAACAAUAUUAAGCAUAAAGAAACAGUGUAUAACCAGUGUCGGAGCCACCUUGGAGAUACGGCGAUCAAUUGAACCCAUAUGAUAUAAAAUUAAAGCUUCAUUGACAAAAACAGAAAAAAGAGGCAUGUAUUGCAUGUUUUUGCGGUGGUAAACAGGUUAGAAUUUCUCUUUUGACCCCGUGUCUUGAGUUCAAAACUCAGAAAUGACUUUUUAGCUAUGAUAAAUUAAUUAUGACCCCUAUAAUAUGAAUGAAUGUCCAGCUCUGUCACUGUGAAUAACAAACUCUCGUUUAUAAAUGAAGCAACGUCGUUUCUUUAUUUGGCAAAGACUCCUUGUGCAUCCUAGUCUUUGCUAUCUAUUUCCUCCAUUUUGCUUUAUUUGACAAAGACUCUCUUUGACUCAAAGUCUUUGCUAUCUAUUUCCCAUCAUCUAGUCAACCCACCACUUUGACUUCACUUGUGUUGCAGUCUUUCUGGCCUUCUUCUUCCUUUUCCGGGUUUGACCUAUCUUUACUAAGAUGGAGGUAUUCAAUUUAAAAAUUCAACUAAAAUUGAAAGAAUUGAAGUACCCAUUAAUUUCUUUGUUAUUCAAUUAUGUAUUUCAUCAAUUCUUUUAAAUUUUUGUGUCACUGGAUUAUGUAUUUAAAAUCAUUAAUUCCACUAUAAUACUUUAAAUUUUUUUUAAAAAAUUAGUGUUAUUCAGUUCAAUAAUUUUCUAAUUCUGUUAAAUAUUUAUGUUAUUCAGUAUUAGUAGAUUUCAUGAUAACUGUAUUUGAAAACAAUUUUUUAAAAAAAUUAUUAUAAAAUGUAACCUUAGCUAGGAAUUGAAGGGAAUUAUUUAUUUAAUUUAUUUAUCAGAUAUGUACAUCAAAAUAAUUAAUACUACAAUAAAUUUGAAAAUGUAAUGUUCGUUAUCAAUUUAAAAUAUAUAUUAUCGUUUUGACGAAACCACAAAUAAAUACCAUUUGUUGUAAUUCAUAUUACAAUGAAAAAAAAAAUUCUUAUAUUCCGAUAUAGUCUUAUCUCCACAUAUUUAUAUUUUCAUAUAUAAAUAAUUGACUAUUUAUUAUUUUUGUUAGUAGAGUUUUUAUUCCACUUUUUAAAGUGACUUUCUAUAUGUAUAUGAUAUAGAAAUGAUUAUGUUUUUAUCAGUAAAAUUUGUGUUCUUUCUUUGUGCAUUUUAUAUAAAGAUUCAAAAAGUUUAUGAAAUUUAGAGUACUUGGUUACUAUCAUCUGUCACACUCGCUGGGAUCUGGAACGGACACGAUGGAGCUAAGCUUCUGCAGCAAAACUCCGAUCUCCAGGUGCGUUCACUGAUCGACCUCCGCAACGGUGUGGGAGAAGACGAUGACGGUGUUGCUCUCUGCAACCUCUCUAGCACUGAGAUCUUCUCCAGCUGUUUGGAGUUCAACUUUCUGUCAGAUGCCGCUAUCACGAAGUCGGACUGGGGCUGCAGGAACCUCAGCCUUAAUCAAGUCCGUCAAGCUUCUGUGGAGGCAGCCGCUUGCUUCCAGCUGGCGCUUCAGAUCUGAGAGGUAUGAGACCUUCUUUGCAGGUGUUUACGUAUCUGUAUUAUUUCGAUCGCCUAUAACUAUGAUUUUGAUUUCGUAUGUGUUUUCCGUAUGAUGUUUAGGGAUGUGUAUUUUGAUCGCCUGCUAUAACUAUGAUCUCGUAUGUGUUUUUGUAAUGUUUCGUUCAAUAUUAUAAUAUGCUUCUAUGAUUUACAACUUAAUAGAACCAUAUAACAGCUUCAACAGUUAUUCAGAAUCAAGUUAAAAAAGUUUUUUAUAUUUUUUCUGCUAAAAAAAAUCAAGUUAAAAGGUGUUCUUAACGUUCCCAGACUAGAUUGCAUGAACUUUGAUGAUGACUUGUAAUGCAAGGAAAGACGAGUGUUCUCAUGAUCAAUGAUCAAGUCCUAUAAGCUAUGUUGUAACUCCUCUGCUUUUAUACCGCAAAGAUAAAGCUUCUUAUACAAGUUAACAUGAAACAGUUUUGCCAUCUAAAAUUCA
Brassica rapa (field mustard) is the source of this 3716-nucleotide messenger RNA. RefSeq lists its product as uncharacterized. The record is from RefSeq and is a predicted model, not a curated record. Lineage: Eukaryota; Viridiplantae; Streptophyta; Magnoliopsida; Brassicales; Brassicaceae.